AUGGAUUCGAACAACGCCAUCCUUGCAAUUAGCUUGUUGUUCUCGAUAUGGUGCGAUACAUGUGUUGCCCAAUCGAGCAAUGUUUAUAAUGUGAAGGAGCAUGGAGCACUAGGAAAUGGCAAAAAUGAUGACACAAAGGCUUUUCAAGCAGCAUGGGAUGUAUCUUGUGCCGUCGAAGGGAAUCCAACGAUACUAAUCCCCAAAGGAUCGUAUUUGGUCGGUCCUUUAUUCUUCAAAGGGCCUUGCAAAGGUGUCAUGGCAAUCGAUUUGAGAGGGCAAUUGCUUGCAUCGACCAACCUCAAUGCUUACACUAAAAAUUGGGUUAACUUCCAAUACAUAAAUGGACUAGUGAUAUCGGGCGGUGGAAUAUUCAACGGACAAGGAUCUUCGGCAUGGCCAUACAAUAAAUGUCCAAAGAAAUGGAGUUGCAAGAUUCUCCCAAUGUCAUUGGUGUUCAGUUUUGUGAAGAAUGCAAAGAUCAAAAACAUUUCCUCUGUGGAUAGCAAACUGUUCCACAUUCAUAUUUUUUCAUCAGAGAAUUUCGAUAUCGAGUCUGUGACCAUCAGUGCCCCUGGAGACAGCCCAAACACUGAUGGCAUUCAUGUUGCUGAUUCCACCAAUGUCACCAUUACAGAUGCCACCAUUGGCACUGGGGAUGAUUGCAUCUCCAUUGGACCAGGAAACUCCAACCUAACCAUCUCUAAUGUGCAUUGUGGCCCUGGCCAUGGCAUUAGUGUCGGGAGCCUUGGUAAGAACUCGGGCGAAACCGAUGUCAUUGGCUUGACGGUUAGGAAUUGCACCUUGAAUGGCACGACCAACGGGUUGCGGAUCAAGACAUGGCAAUCUUCUCCAACUCUGUUGAAGGCUGCCCACUUUACCUACGAGGACAUCACCAUGAACAACGUCUUCAACCCCAUCAUAAUAGACCAAGAGUAUUGCCCCUAUGUUUCUUGCGCCAAAAAGGAUCCAUCUCGUGUUCAAAUCUAUGAUAUCAAGUUCACAAAUGUCAAGGGAACUUCUUCCUCGGCGGAAGCCAUCAAGUUCAUUUGUAGUAGCUCGUUUCCAUGUCAAGGUGUGAUACUAAAUGAUAUCGACUUACAUUACACCGGCGAUGCAAGAGGGAACAAGACGACAACAUCAACCUGUGCCAACGUUCAGGGAAAAUCAAAUGAGAAUUUGCCGCCGGCCUGCGCCCACAAGCGGCAGCGCAUGCCCGCAGUGGGCUUCCUCGCCCACAGCGGGUUUCUCCGGCCGCCAGCGGUUGGCGACGUUCGCCUUCGGCCGCUAGCGGGCUUCUGCACCCGCCAUCGGCCGCUAGCGGGCUUCUGCACCCGCCAUCGGCCGCCUGCGGGCUUCUGCGCCAGCCGGCGGCCGCUUGCCACCAGCUGGCUGCUGGCGGCUGUGCUGGCUGUGCCGGCCGACUGCUGGCGGCUGGUGCCGCGAGCAACUUGA
Zingiber officinale is the source of this 1452-nucleotide messenger RNA. RefSeq names its product exopolygalacturonase-like. Gene Ontology annotation, biological process: carbohydrate metabolic process. The transcript has 5 exons. Gene Ontology annotation, molecular function: polygalacturonase activity. Bases 1 to 1452 code for a protein of 483 amino acids. The record is from RefSeq and is a predicted model, not a curated record. NCBI's taxonomy places the organism in Eukaryota, Viridiplantae, Streptophyta, Magnoliopsida, Zingiberales, Zingiberaceae.